Messenger RNA from Lucilia cuprina (Australian sheep blowfly), 552 nucleotides. RefSeq lists its product as uncharacterized. NCBI's taxonomy places the organism in Eukaryota, Metazoa, Arthropoda, Insecta, Diptera, Calliphoridae. The coding region runs from base 1 to 552 and encodes 183 amino acids. The transcript is spliced from 2 exons. The record is from RefSeq and is a predicted model, not a curated record.
AUGAGUCAUAUCAAGGCCCUAGAAACAUUAAUAUGUUUCGUGAUCCUCAUAAAUACCUUCAACUUUGGAAAAGCGACCCGCUCCUGUCAUUUCCUUAACGUUAAAUCACACUGGAGUUCCAAGUAUUUUUCAAAUUUCUCGCUGUUAAUACAAAACAAUAGUCUGUAUGCCAAUAUUGAUGUGGUUAAACCUUUAAAUAUUGGCUUUAAGUCCCACAUAGAUGUACAAAUCCGUUUGACGGGCUCCAAGUCAUAUCAGACUUUAUUCAGCUACAACUUGGAUAUAUGCAAUGUGGUGAUUUCGUUUAAGAAGACUAUUUUUAAGAAAUGGUUUCAUAGUCUUUUGAAAGCGGGCAACUUUAUGCAAAAUUGUCCCGUUUAUAGAGGUCAUUAUUAUUUGGAUGCCUGGAAAUUGGAACAGGAUUUAGUGCCCACAUAUUUAUAUGCUGGCAGUUAUCGUUUGAAAAGUCAUACAUUUUAUGGUAAAUUUAAAGGAAAAGAUGAAGAUUUUUUGGUGAGCGUAGAUUUGGAUGUUGAUUUGGUUAAUCAUUAA